Messenger RNA from Hibiscus syriacus, 1864 nucleotides. RefSeq names its product CBL-interacting serine/threonine-protein kinase 12-like. Gene Ontology annotation, molecular function: protein kinase activity; ATP binding. Gene Ontology annotation, biological process: signal transduction; protein phosphorylation. NCBI's taxonomy places the organism in Eukaryota, Viridiplantae, Streptophyta, Magnoliopsida, Malvales, Malvaceae. The transcript has a single exon. Bases 93 to 1565 code for a protein of 490 amino acids. The record is from RefSeq and is a predicted model, not a curated record.
AGGAUCUUCUCAGCUCUUCAAAUGACAAAUCAUUAAGCCAUUCAAAUUCCAUUUUACUCUCAAUUAAACCAAAGCCCUAACAUCUACGACCAAUGGAUUCCAUCUCCGUCGCCGCCACCUCUGCCAAGAAAGACGCCGCGAGGGGCGGUCAAGCUCUUCUGUUAGGCCGCUUCGAGGUCGGGAAACUCCUCGGCCACGGCACUUUCGCGAAAGUGUACCACGCGCGCAACGUCAAAACCGGUGACAGCGUGGCCAUCAAAGUGAUCGACAAGGAGAAGAUCCUCAAAAGCGGCUUAAUCGCUCACAUCAAGCGCGAAAUCUCCAUCCUUCGCCGCGUGCGACACCCGAACAUCGUGCAACUCUUCGAGGUCAUGGCGACGAAAACCAAGAUCUACUUCGUAAUGGAAUACGUCCGCGGCGGUGAGCUCUUCAAUAAAGUAGCCAAAGGCCGUUUGAAAGAGGACGUCGCAAGAAAAUACUUCCAGCAAUUAAUCUCUGCCGUCCAUUUCUGCCAUGCUCGCGGCGUUUAUCACCGCGACCUGAAGCCGGAGAAUCUACUCCUUGAUGAUAACGGCGAUUUGAAGGUAUCCGAUUUCGGGUUGAGCGCGGUUUCGGAUCAGAUCCGGCAAGACGGUUUGUUCCAUACGUUUUGCGGGACACCCGCUUACGUGGCACCCGAAGUUUUGGCAAGGAAAGGGUAUGAUGCAGCGAAAGUAGAUAUCUGGGCUUGCGGAGUAGUUUUGUUUGUUCUAAUGGCAGGGUAUUUACCGUUUCAAGAUCAGAACAUUAUGGCUAUGUAUAAGAAGAUAUACAAGGGUGAGUUCAAGUGUCCGAGAUGGUUUUCACCUGAGUUAGCUCGGUUACUCACAAAGCUUCUGGACACGAACCCGGAAACGAGAAUGACGAUUCCCGAAAUCAUGGAGAAGCGUUGGUUUAAAAAGGGGUUUAAACAUAUUAAAUUUUACAUUGAAGAUGAUAAAUUAUGCAGCUUUGAGGCGGAUGAUAAUGAUGUGUGCUCAGAGUCAUCAAUGUCUGAAUCCGAAACAGAGAUGGAAACUAGAAGGAAACCUGCCACAUUGCCGAGACCAGCUAGUUUAAAUGCGUUUGAUCUUAUUUCGUUCUCCCCGGGGUUCAAUUUAUCCGGGUUGUUUGAGGAAGGAGAGGAAGGAUCCCGGAUUGUUUCGGGGGCGCCGGUUUCGAAAAUCAUAUCGAAAUUGGAGGAGAUAGCGCAGUUGGUUAGUUUCACAGUGAGGAAAAAGGAUUGUAGAUUGAGUUUGGAGGGAUCUAGAGAAGGAGCCAAAGGGCCAUUGUCGAUUGCAGCUGAGAUAUUCGAGUUAACGCCUUCUUUGGUUGUUGUCGAAGUGAAGAAGAAAGGAGGGGAACGAAGAGAGUAUGAGGAUUUCUGUAACAGGGAACUGAAACCCGGGUUAGAGAAAUUGAUGGUUGAGGAAUCACAAUCGCAAUCAUCGGCCGCAACAUCACCUGUCAGUGCAUCAUAUUUAUCAGAAUCAUCUGCGGCAGCAUCGCCUGCUGGUGCAUCAUAUUUUCCUUCGGAUACGGAAUAGAAAGAGGAGAUGAAGGGAACAGGGUAACCUUUCUCUUUAUCUUCUUUUGUAUCAUAAAGAGAUACUUUUCUCUCUCUCUCUCUCUCUCCCUCUCUUUGUUUUGUGUUAUUGUUUUUGUUGUGCUACCUAGAAGCUGCUUUAGAUGACAUGAUAUAUCUUCUUGUAUCGAGAUGAAUAUACUAGAUUACAGAGAAUUGAAUACAUGUUUCUACUAAUCUUUGUAUUUUGUUUGUUUGUCUUGUAUAUAUUCCCAUCCAACUUUAUUGUGAAAUGAAUUGAUGAUGCAUGGUGUUUCGAAA